AUGGAAGACAUUUGGGCUCCUCCAAACUCUUUGACGGACUUGCAUUCCGUCUAUAAUGAGCUACAACAGGUCGAUGCCUGGGAACGAAAUGUCCUUAGCACCCUCAAUGAGGACCAAGUGUCUGAGGAUGACCAAGAUAACCCAUCAAGAGUCACCCUAUAUCAGGGACCUUCGGAGGGCUACAGUCAAUCUCAAGACUCGCAUCUCGUUGUUUUGCGCCGCAUUGAUGAACAGCGCCGAGCGCUUCGAUCUCGAGCAAUGGAUCUCUCGCGCCCUCACCUGCGAGGUAUAAAGAUCACCCAACUCCCCCAAGAGCUUUUGACUUGGAUCUUUAGCCUCUUCCAGCAUUCAGCGUUGAAUCAAAAUCGAAUUGGGGUGGAAGAUAUUGGCAGGAAAUUCGCCAAGAGCGACUAUGAGACAUUGAAGAAUCUUCGACUCGUGUGCCAUCUCUUCGAUCAGAUUGCCACCCCAUUUCUACUCCCAAUCAUCCGUGUGCAGCUGAAUCAAUCAUCCCUUGAGCGCGUGCAGUCCAUCUCAAGAAACCCUCGUCUUAAAUCCGGUAUACGCGGCAUCCAGCUCUUUAUCGGAUGUCGCUUAAAGAUACAUGCGUCGUCCAAGUUCGAGUUCUUCACUCACCAGCAGCGCAUUGCUCGUCAAUUAUUCGACUACAAUGCUUUCAUGUACCAUCGGGCCCGACAGAGGAGCUCGGACGGACUUGCUGAUGUUCAGGGAUGGGGCGAAGAGCGUCUUCUAAUGCUCGACAGGAUCCGUGCUUGCGUCCUCGCAUGCGAUCGCUUUCUCGGCACGAGUCCCCUCCCUGCCCUAGGCAGAUUAGAUAUCCCACACUCGGAGUUCCCACCAAGAUUGAAGGAGCAAGUAGACGAGAGUCUCAUUGAUGAGUGUGAGACUAUUCUUCACCGUGCUUACGAGUACAACAAGGCGGAAUAUUUGAGGGACUGGCCGGUAGUGUCAGAAAAGCAGCUUUCAGACGCUCUUGCACAACUCAUUUCUCUCCAAAAUCUGCCCAUCUCUCUCAGCAUUGUGGAAAUCCCCCCUUUCGAGCAAUAUUUUGAUUCAUUUCUGGAUACUCAAAAAGCUUUCAACUGCUUAACACGACCACUAAGAUUAUCGGAAAUUGGAAAGCUCAAGGGCAAGCCUAUUGGUGACGAAAUAGCUGCCUAUACCAGGGUGUUUUGGGAUCUUCCCAUCGCCAUCUAUCAGGCAGGCAGCCUUUUGCGAGGUUUUGAGCUCAAGGGGCCGACAGUGAGUGAAAGAUAUAGCAUGAUAUGCCCCGAAGAGAUGUCCUGCACGCCGGAAAAGCCUGUGUGGAAUCAGUUGCAUGUGGUGUGCCAAGACCUACAGACUCUUAUUAUCAAAGACCUGACUUUCAACUAUUGGUUGGACGACGAAACUCAACCCGUUGGCGAUAACGAGGAGCAAUCUGGUCAAGUCCCACAUGCCGGGCUCGAAUGCUCAAUUGGAAAGUAUGUCGGCUCUAUGCUCUCCGGCCGGCGCUUUGAAAAAGUAGAGCUCGAUAUGUCCCUGCGAGGGAGUCGGCCAAAUACCCCCCAGAAGGAGAGAUGCCCGCUUGGUUAUGUUCUCAGCCGCGCGAGUUGGCCACGAGCCAGGGCGAUUUCUUUGAAAAGCGUCAUCAUGACUCAAAGAAAAAUGGAAUUGUUCUGUGGUAGCAUGAACCCAGAUGUGGAGGAACUCAAUCUGUCAGACAUCCUACUCAGUCAAGGAAGCUGGGCUCCAGUGCUCGACUUGCUUCGGGAGUUGUUGAAACAAAGAUGCAUGGAGGGAAAGUGUCGAGUGCGGCUGAUACAUCUAGCAGGGGGCGAAGUUGGGCAGCUGGCAGAUGACAUUCUGAGCGCCUCUGUCGUGGACGACAUGACGCCGUUAGAGGCUUCUACAAGCGUUAUGGAGUCGUUUUCUAAGUACAUUACAGGCGACGAGGUUGGCCAGAACCCGGCAAUUGCAAGAAGAAUGAUUUAA
Molecule: messenger RNA, 1995 nt
Organism: Clonostachys byssicola
Lineage: Eukaryota; Fungi; Ascomycota; Sordariomycetes; Hypocreales; Bionectriaceae
Source: the annotation of a GenBank genome assembly